Messenger RNA from Phaedon cochleariae (mustard beetle), 886 nucleotides. The record is from the annotation of a GenBank genome assembly. Lineage: Eukaryota; Metazoa; Arthropoda; Insecta; Coleoptera; Chrysomelidae.
GGGGAAAGGAAUCUGGUGAUCCCAAUAACGCACCUGUGGCAGGACAGGCAAUAGCAAGUACAUCGUUUCCCUACAGCGCGUAUGGCCAGCAGCUGAGCUACUGGUACCCCCAAAGCUACCCUGCAGCUGCAGCUGCAAGUUCUGCGCAAAUGCAAGGUCAAUUUCUAGGUGGCAUGCAAGGAUAUGCUUAUGGUCAAUUCGGCGGAUAUCAACAAUCAUAUAUGGGAAUGGGUCUCCAAGUCCCUGCGGCGGCCACAGCAUGGCAGGGCAUACCCAACCAGCCCCAGCUACCUGCGACCCCACAACAAAUGACAGCCCCUGCGGCCACGUUGCAGCAGCCCGGCCUCGUUUUCCCCAUUCAGCAAUAUCAAAUUGCAUGAGCCUAUCGCCUUUCUCAUUCCCCGUAUUCCGGCAGCUAGAAGACGAAUGGCUCGGCCCCGGCCUGCUGGUGUGAAUGCGAUCGCCGAUGCCGAUCGGAUACGUUCGGACGCCUCUGGAUAGUGGCCGAGCCCUGAGGAGCGCGCGAUGUCAUUCGAAACGUUGGGGCGACAUCUCGACUGCUGGUCGCUCGCUGCUGAUCGAAGAUCCAAUUAUUUCACUUGAGUUACCUGUACUUCUGCGGUAGGGUUGUAUUAAUGAACGAUUUAGGUAUAGUGUUUAAGAGUCUGUUGGCUACUUUACAAUUGGCCGACGACACCUUUAUCUCUUCAACUUGCGAACAUUCUUGAUUUUUCAAUGAUUGAAAAAUAGUCGCAAUUUUUCUUUGUCAGUUUCUGCUUCAAACUCCAAGUCAGGUAAGUGUUUGCCGCUGCGAUUCCACCAUCUACAUUCUAUCUGAGUGAUUUCUUCAAACUAUCAGCUUUUUUUCAUGGAAGUUUGAGAUUAG